GCUUUAUUUUAGGUAAAUUUGCACACAGCAGUUUUUCUUUUCUUUUGGGUUUUCCUUAUUUCAGUAAGUGAGAGUUGUUUCGAGGUUUAUACCCACUGCUUUCUUCUCCGUCAAGUUUUACAGAGUCCUACGCACCUAAUCGAUAUAGACUUAUUCAUUGUAUCAGAAUAAUCAAUUAAUAGAUAUCGAUUUUCCGAGUAAUUUAAAUUGGAUAGAAUCAACAACUGCACGCGUAUUGUUCAUUGACAUUCGUGUGUUAUUAUAAUCUUCAAGAAUCAAAGGGAUUUUGCAGUUCGUCAAAGAAAAAAACGUUAUCGUCGUUAAUAAGAAAUCCAUCAAAUUAGGGUUUAUAAUGGGAGCGUGUUUCUCAGACAUGAAAGGAGCUAAACAAGCUGUGGGAGCUCAACAAUCCUCAACAAGCAAUGACAAUGACGCUGUUGAUUUCUUCUACACCGCUCAAGGUUUUCAGCCAUUGUUUACGCAACUUCAGUUAUCUCUUUCAGCAUGUAACUUACUUGAUCUGGACAUUGCAUCAAAGAGUGAUCCUAUGGUUGUGGUAUAUGCAAAGAAAGGAGAUGGAAAAUUGGAAGAAUUGGGACGCACGGAAGUCAUAAUGAAUUCUCUGAAUCCAGAAUGGAUAGAAAAAAUUAAUAUUGCUUUUCAUUUUGAGACUGUGCAACCACUUGUAUUUCAUGUAUAUGACAUUGACACAACAUAUCAUGGUGUUCCCACCAAGACACUGAAACUGAAUGAACAAGAUUUCCUUGGAGAGGCUACUUGCACUUUAUCAGAGAUAGUGACCAAACCAAGCAAGAGUUUAACCUUAAAGCUUCAAAACAAAAGCGAGAACCAUAGUCAAAGAAAUCAAGGGGCGAUUACCAUUCAUGCUGAGGAGACUAUUGCUGCAAAGAGUGCUGUUGAGAUUAUAUUUCAUUGUUCUCACUUGGAUAACAAAGACAGAUUUUCUAAAAGUGAUCCUUUUCUAAGAAUAUCAAGAGUGGUUGAAACUGGAGGUUCUGUUCCUAUUUGCAAGACUGAAGUUAUAGAUAACAACUUAAACCCGAAAUGGAAACCACUUUGUCUUAGUGUCCAGCAAUUUGGAAGUAAAGAUAAUCCAUUGGUUAUAGAGUGUUUUGAUUUCAAUAGUAGUGGCAAUCAUGUACUGAUCGGUAAAAUGCAGAAAUCAAUAGCAGAUUUGGAAAAGUUAUACCAAGAGAAGAAAGGUGCCAAUUUUGUUAUGCCAUCCAAACACCAUGGACAAGAGAAGGUUCUCAAGGGUCAACUCUUUGUGGAUCAAUAUUGUGAAAAGGAACAAUUCAGCUUUAUUGAUUACAUAUCUAGUGGAUUUGAGCUAAACUUCAUGGUUGCAGUAGAUUUCACUGCUUCCAAUGGAAAUCCUCAACAGCCAGAUUCUUUGCAUUACAUCAGUGGAUCCGGUCAGCUAAAUUCAUAUCAAAAGGCUAUAAUGGAAGUUGGAGAAGUUAUUCAAUUUUAUGAUUCUGAUAAGCGGUUUCCUGCUUGGGGAUUUGGAGGAAAGAUACCCGGUGGCACCGUAUCUCACUGUUUUAAUCUGAAUGGGAAUCUAGCUAGCUCUGAGGUGGUAGGAGUUGAAGGCAUAAUGGAGGCUUAUGCUAGUGCUUUACACACAGUCCGCCUAUCAGGACCAACUUUAUUUGGUCCAGUAAUCAACAUGGCUGCACAUAUGGCUGCCGAGUCCCUUUCAUCGUAUAACAGCACUAAAUACUUUGUAUUGCUUAUCAUAACGGAUGGAGUUGUUACAGAUCUUCAAGAAUCAAUAAAUGCUGUGGUUAAUGCAUCUGAUCUUCCCUUGUCAAUUCUUAUAGUUGGUGUUGGAAACGCUGAUUUCACGAGCAUGGAGAUACUUGAUGCUGAUAAUGGACGUCGCUUAGAAAGUUCUACUGGCCGUGUAGCUACACGAGAUUUAGUGCAGUUUGUCCCCAUGAGAGAAGUACACUCUGGACAAAUCUCUGUUGUGCAAGCUCUUUUGGAGGAACUACCUAAUCAAUUUUUAACUCUCAUGCGGAGUAGAGAUGUGAAACCACUCACUUCCUAUUUCCCUCAUGUUGCAUCCUCUACUCAAUAGAUUUUACAAUUAGAGACAGCCAACCUUAGAUUUGAAGUAGUACUUUUUUGUGUUGGGUGAAGACGAAUUGCUUGGUCUCACACAAUAUAUUUACUUUUUUCAUUCAAAUGAAUUGUAAAUAGAAGCAUGAAUCUUCAAAGAUGUAGCAGUCUUGAUUAUAGAAGUUAGA
This is a messenger RNA of Vicia villosa (hairy vetch), 2273 nucleotides long. RefSeq names its product protein BONZAI 3-like. The coding region runs from base 353 to 2104 and encodes 583 amino acids. Gene Ontology annotation, molecular function: calcium-dependent phospholipid binding. The transcript is spliced from 14 exons. Lineage: Eukaryota; Viridiplantae; Streptophyta; Magnoliopsida; Fabales; Fabaceae. Gene Ontology annotation, cellular component: plasma membrane. The record is from RefSeq and is a predicted model, not a curated record. Gene Ontology annotation, biological process: cellular response to calcium ion.